GGCUGCCAGAUACCGUCAGUCUACAGGCAUUGUCUGGCAAGGAUGUGACAAAUUAGAGAAAUGUCCACCUAAUAACAAAGCCACGGUUUUGAUGGAGCUAAAAGGGCAAAAUGCUAUGGUAUCUGAUGCCUUUGAUGAAAUUACUGAGGCUCUCAAGGGAGAUGGAAGUGGUUGGGACAAUCUUGGAGAUGAAGAAGAGGAGAUGGAGGACGAGGAGGAUGAGAAAUGGUCUAAUGAAGACAAAGAUCUUAUUGGCCCAUCUGUCAACCUUAUCAAGGCUGCAAAGAUUCUGUACAAGAGAGUAAUUGAUGCUGUUGAGAAGAAUGGUUCCAGUGACACUCAUCAGGCAAUAAAGGAACUUGACCAACUGCACGAUGAUUGCAAGAUGGUCUCGAAGACGAUAGACACACUUAUCUUGGAGUUGUAUCCUCCACUUAAUGUAGUAGAUAUGGAAGAACAG
This is a messenger RNA of Penaeus vannamei (Pacific white shrimp), 460 nucleotides long. The record is from RefSeq and is a predicted model, not a curated record. Lineage: Eukaryota; Metazoa; Arthropoda; Malacostraca; Decapoda; Penaeidae.